AUGCCGCGAACCCCGCCCUGGCUUUUUCGGCAGGCCAAAAAACACUCGCCCCAUGCUGCCACGCUGCUUCUUGCUUGCAAAAGCUUGCCUCUUGCGCUCAACGAGCUGCGCUGGAUCAGAGAAUACGUCAACCUAAACACCAGGCCUGCUCAGCGAGAGCAGCGCUUACAUGCGCUCUGCCGCCAAAGGGGCCAGGGUAUCCCCCUUCAGUAUGUCUUGAAGUCGCAGCCCUUUGGCCCUUUGGACAUCAAGUGCAAACCUGGGGUUCUCAUCCCGCGGCCGGAAACGGAGGCUUAUACCUAUCAUCUCGCGAAUGAGUUGAAGCGUCUCAGACGCCGGGAUGGACUACAAGAGCUGAGGGUUCUGGACCUGUGUACUGGCACAGGCUGCAUACCUUUAUUGUUGUUUUCUCUGCUUCAAAAAACGUUCAAGCGCUUGCAAGUACAGGGCGUUGAUGUCUCCGCUGAAGCCGUCCGGUUGGCCCGCGAGAAUAUGGCUGCGAAUACAAGUCUGGGACACUUGAAGAUGGCCUCUGACCAACAGCAAGUGCAGAUUACUCAAAGAGACAUCUUUAAUGACUUGGAUAUGAAGAACAUACUCUCUACGAAAUGGGACGUCUUGACGUCGAAUCCGCCCUAUAUUUCCCUCGACGUCUGGAACAGUGGCCGCGGCCAGAUGGGUCAUUCCGUUCGCAAGUUUGAGCCUGCGUUAGCACUGGUGCCUGGCGCGCAUCUCAAGCCGCCACCGGGGUGGCAAAGUUCAGACGUCUUUUACGCUAGGCUGCUGGACAUUGCCUACCACGUCAAGCCGAAGCUGCUGCUCUUUGAAAUCGGCGACGAACCGCAGGCGCUGCGCGUGGUGAAGAAUUACCUGGCUCACCGGCUUGCCAGCUUGUCCUCCGUUGAGAUCUGGCGCGACACACCAGAUGUGCAAGAGAACCUGGUUCGCCAGCAUAUCGAUGUGUCCUGUCGCAAAGGCCUGGACUAUUCCGUGCCGAUAAAGGGAAGUGGCAAUAUUCGGUCGAUACUAAUCAGGAGUGUUGACACUGCGGCUUUUUGA
This is a messenger RNA of Beauveria bassiana ARSEF 2860, 1059 nucleotides long. Its product is annotated as HemK family methyltransferase. Lineage: Eukaryota; Fungi; Ascomycota; Sordariomycetes; Hypocreales; Cordycipitaceae. The transcript has a single exon. Gene Ontology annotation, biological process: protein methylation. Gene Ontology annotation, molecular function: protein methyltransferase activity. The record is from RefSeq and is a predicted model, not a curated record. Bases 1 to 1059 code for a protein of 352 amino acids. Gene Ontology annotation, cellular component: mitochondrion.